AUGAGAACGUACGACGAUACCUUCUCCGGCCAGAGGAUCUACCCUGGAAAGGGUAAGCUGUACGUCCGUGGCGACAGCAAGAUCUUCCGUUUCCAGAACGGCAAGUCCGAGUCGCUUUUCCUCCAGCGCAAGAACCCCCGCCGCAUUGCCUGGACUGUCCUCUACCGCCGCCAGCACAAGAAGGGUAUCUCUGAGGAGGUCGCCAAGAAGCGCUCCCGCCGUACCGUCAAGGCCCAGCGUGCCAUCGUCGGUGCCUCCCUCGAGGUGAUCAAGGAGCGCCGCUCCAUGCGCCCUGAGGCCCGCUCCGCCGCUCGUCUCGCCGCCAUCAAGGAGUCCAAGGCCAAGAAGCAGGAGACUCAGGCCGCCAAGAAGGCUGAGAAGGCCAAGAACGCUGCCAACCCCAAGGCCCGUGUCACCUCGAAGCAGGGUGCCAAGGGUGCGCCCGUCAAGGUCGCUGCCAAGUCCCGUUAA
Molecule: messenger RNA, 471 nt
Organism: Neurospora tetrasperma FGSC 2508
Lineage: Eukaryota; Fungi; Ascomycota; Sordariomycetes; Sordariales; Sordariaceae
Exons: 3
Coding region: 1-471 (156 amino acids)
Biological process (GO): cytoplasmic translation
Cellular component (GO): cytosolic large ribosomal subunit
Molecular function (GO): mRNA binding; structural constituent of ribosome
Source: RefSeq, a predicted model, not a curated record